GCGGGAUGGAUGGAGACCUCUCGACGUCGUUUAACCUUGUGAAUAGACACAUAGAAAUCACAUAUGCAUAAUUUAAGGACAAAUAUAAAAUAUAACGUACUAUAUAUACCACUAUACGAUGACGGAAUGGUAGGCCAACAGUGGAUGAAAAUUAAAAGAGGACACCUGGAUUAAACUGGACUGCGCGCGGCACCUCAAUUUUUUCAAUGUUAAUUUAAUAUUUGAAAUACUUUAAAAUAUUAUUUUGAAGUUGUUGUAAACGUAAUUCACUCAAGUGUUUGAUGUGCUGUUUAUAGUACAGUACUUACUAAUGUGACUGUAGAGUACCGCCUUAGGAUUGUUGUUGUUCCCACGUAAACCACUAAGGGUCGCUAGCAUGCGGAACUUGGUCUCCCAGGACGACUACCAGCCAAUUUUGCAUACAGUCGUGUAAAUAUAUUUUAGGAAUGGGUUUAGAAUUCACGCCUAAGAUGCAAAAUACCAGUACCCAGGUAAGAUAGCUACAUAAUACCCCUAUCAAAAGCAAGGGUAGCAGUGCAGACCUUCUCACAUAAGUGAUAUUGUCUUCCCCAUGCUGCCACUCUCCAACUGGGAUUGGGUGUGACACGUCUCAGGUGACCGUUGUCACGGUAGGUGAGGACCUCCAAGUUCCACGCGUUGUUUUGCCUCACGAUCCCAGCACAAAGAGAGGUCCCUGUCUUGGAUGCGGUAAUGCAUAUCCACUUUUUUGAGACUUGUCAGCAUGUUUCUCCUGACUUCACAUUGUGGUCAGGCCAUAAUAAUGGUGCACUCAACUCAUAUUUUAUCUCCUUUGUCACAUUCUAGGGAACGAUGCUGAGUAACUAUAUUUCAUUUAGGUAUACUACGGUAUUCCGCUGUGUGGCAAAUAUAUUGAUUUCACCCAGUGUCUUUAUCCACGUUUCAGCCUUGGUCUCCCAGAGAGACGAUAACCUUGUGACAUCAUCAGCUCUUGUUUUCUUCUGUGGGUUACUUCUUUCCUCCAUCAAGCUUUCCUUCGUGAUGAAUCAGCUAAGUACUAGUCUCUGCAGCACCAGAGUGACAAACUCCCAAGGCUGAACCUCGGCUGACUAGAAGAUCAAGUUACCUCUCAUUGAGCAUUAAUUUAGCUGUUUAAAUCAUUUGACAUGUUUGUGUUCAUGCAAAUUACAGCAUCUGUCCAUGCCAUCGUCUGCUUGUCCAGGUAGGGCUUAUCCAGCGCCAUGAAGAACCAACCACACAAAAAUUAAAAUAAUAUGUCUUAAAAGUAUGAUUUAAAAAAAAUGAUAACCCAUCUUGUAGGAUAUAAUAGAAUAUGCUAAUUUGGAACUAAGGCAAAGUUGUCGGUCGAUCGCUGUUGUAUAUGUUAUUUUAUUUACUUACUAUAUAUAUGACCUUACUAUUCUAUACAGAGCUGAAAUGUAGAAUAAUAUUUACAUGUAAUACAUGUUGUGUAUUUCUCCUUGUUGAACUGUAACCUGCUUUAUAGCCCACGCUGCUGUAGGGUUUCGUGUCACGACGUAAAGUCAGCCAACGUGAGGCUGGAGGUUUAGCAGAGGGGGACGAUCCCUCCGCAGUACACUGAACGCCCUUGACUGGCUGCGGCAGUUCGUGGGCAGGACAUCUCGGCUGCUGGGGUUUUCCGUAUAUUUUCACAAGACCAGAAGUAGUGAAUUAUUUCCAAGGCAGCAAGCUUCUGCAUCGGACUGCUGUCGCGUGUGGUCUGCGAUUCAGUUUCAGAGCGUCGUUUGGGAAUAUAAACCGAUAGCCUACUUGGAAUACGGACUGGGAUUGUAACUCAUCACAAUGAUGGAGAUCGAGUUGCCAAAAAUGCACCAGAGUCAACAGGUAAAGGGCGAGCUAGGAAAUGGAGCUGAUUGACAUCCUGUGGAGGCAGGACAUCGACCUGGGCGCCGGCCGGGAGGUCUUCGACUACAGCCACCGGCAGAAGGAGCACGAGCUGCAGCGCCAACGCAAGCGGGAGGAGGAGGAGCGGCAGCAGCGGCUCCAGGAGGAGAAGAAGGCGCUGCUGGCUCAGCUGCAGCUGGACGAGGAGACGGGCGAGUUUGUGCCGCGGGCUCCACCCAGCUCCCAGCAGACCGCCACGCCUCCUGAGAAGGUGCAGCCUGCUGUCUUCACAGAAGAGGAUGUGGGCACCCUGUCAUUUGACGAAUGCAUGCAGCUCCUGGAAGAAACCUUCCCGCUAGUGGAGACCAUCGAGACCUCUGCUCCUACGCUCGAUCCCUCUGUUUUGCCCGCCGCCAACAGCAGCCCAGUCAUGAUGGGUCCUCAACCGAGCCCCCUGCUGCCAGCAACACCACCCCCCCAGAAGCCCCUGCCGGACCUGGAGCAGGCCUGGAUGGAGCUGCUCUCCAUCCCUGAGCUGCAGCAGUGCCUGAACAUGCAAAUGGGGGACGUGGUCGAACCACAGGGCUACAGUGCCACGAGCACCUCCCCGGUGGCGCAGGAGCCAAACUACCCGUUCUACCUGCCCAAGAUGACAGAUGUGAUUACAGUCCCGGCGGAGUCAGUCUGCUCCUCGGGGUAUCAGAGCUCCUUCGAAGGGGCUUUUGCUGGUGCCGUCCCAGCGGACAGCCCCGAUCAAACGACUCUAGAGGCCCCGGACCUGAAUGGCGCCUUUAGCGUAGAAAGCUUCUGUGAUAUGUUUUACUCGGACCUUACAGACACAACGAUAAGCCAUGGCGGCUCACUGGGUGUGGGUGGGAGUGAGGGUACUGCGCUGGCCGAACUGCCCGAGGAGACACCGGUUAAGCCCAUGGAUAUCUCCGAGUUCACAUUGGGGGAAGGAUUUGCCAGCAAGAAGGCUGAAGCCGAGUUUCCUGACUCUGACUCGGGCCUGUCGCUGGAUGCCAGCCCCAACAAUGGGUCACCGGAGAAAUCGACGUUUGGCGACGGCUCCUUCGGAUUCAGCGACUCCGAUAUGGAGGAGAUGGACAGCAACCCUGGCAGCACUAAGUCUGACUACAGCGAGACGUUCCCACUGUCCGUCGUUGCGGAAAGCAUCCAAGGGAAUUCCGGCACCCUCAGACAGCCUGGAUCCUCACAGGACCAGAACGUCGGGCAUCCCAAGACAGAACUGGCAGAGGACGCCGGGCAUGACAAACCGCCCUUCACCAAAGACAAGCACCGGAGGCGCAUGGAGGCUCGCCUGUCACGAGACGAGCAGAGGGCCAAAGCCCUCCAGAUCCCCUUUUCCGUAGACCUCAUCAUCAACCUCCCCGUAGACGACUUCAACGAGAUGAUGUCCAAGCACCAACUAAACGAGGCCCAGCUGGCCCUGGUCCGAGACAUCCGCCGGCGCGGCAAGAACAAGGUGGCUGCCCAGAACUGCCGCAAACGCAAGAUGGAGAGCAUCGCGGGCCUGGAGUGCGAGCUGGACUCGCUGCGUGAGGAGAAGGAGAGGCUGUUGCAAGAGCGGUCCGAGAACGACAGCAACCUUCGGCAGGCCAAGAAGGAGCUCAGCAGCCUCUACCAGGAGGUGUUCAGCAUGCUCCGGGAUGAGGAAGGGAAGCCCUACUCGCCCAGUGAGUACUCCCUACAGCAGACGUCCGACGGCAAUGUGUACCUGGUGCCGCGUGUCAAACAGAAGACGGUCAAGACCCGCGGCAACUAGCAUUUCUCUGCUUACCGUAUUUUUGUACUGCACUACCAUAACAAAGUCUAUGCAAAAAAAUAAAAUAAAUAAAUAAAUAAAUAAAAAAUUUGUAGUAUCAAGAUCGCUUCAGCAUUAGUCCAGCAGCAGAACUAUUAUAUAGUUUUUGCGUAUCCAGCCAUAGCGGUUUGACGUCUUAAUAUUUUUUAUAUUUAGACUUUUGCUUGUACGGCUAUAAUGUAUAUUUCUUUCCCCCAAGGAAACCUUUUUUCUCAAUAUGGUUUGUAAAUAAAUGUUUAUCUUAUUUGCCUUUGAAGUAUGAAAAUGUACUGUAUAUAUCAUAUUUUAGUAUUCUAAUCUUUUUUUUUUUUUUGCAAAUUUCUCUUAAUUUCCGGGCGGUUUUAUAAAUGAUUUAUGCUUUGAUUUACUGUUCAAUUGUUUUAUUUCUUGACUUUUCUCUUGUACUUUAUAGAAAAAAAUAAAAUAUUCAUUUAGUCCCCA
Messenger RNA from Brienomyrus brachyistius, 4111 nucleotides. It is a transcript of the gene nfe2l2a, whose product is annotated as nfe2 like bZIP transcription factor 2a. Gene Ontology annotation, cellular component: nucleus. Gene Ontology annotation, biological process: cellular response to oxidative stress; regulation of transcription by RNA polymerase II. Gene Ontology annotation, molecular function: RNA polymerase II cis-regulatory region sequence-specific DNA binding; DNA-binding transcription factor activity, RNA polymerase II-specific. The record is from RefSeq and is a predicted model, not a curated record. Lineage: Eukaryota; Metazoa; Chordata; Actinopteri; Osteoglossiformes; Mormyridae. The coding region runs from base 1865 to 3631 and encodes 588 amino acids. The transcript is spliced from 5 exons.